GAAGUACGUUGUUACCUUUCUCGAACUCGCCCAUCCCUUGCACACUGGGAUUCUAAUCGUCCAUAAAUCAAGCUAAAAGUUUGAAUAAGACGGUAUAGGCUACGAAUUUGGCUGUUUGAAACCCAGAAGCAAAUCUUUUUACUUUAUUUAAAAUAUCGUCAAUCAAACUUAGCGUCUAACUUUGCAACGGCCUCGCUAUUAAGGCGGAUCAUUAUUAUGAUUUCGUCGGUAGCCAUUAGUUGCUGCAUCGCGUUGGUGACAUGGGCCCUGCUCUCUACUUCAGCAGCGUCCAUGAUGCUUGACUCUCAUUCGGAUCAUGUCAAGCUUGGAUCUAAGCUUGAACAUGAGGAAAUCCUUUAUCCGGAUUACCAAGAGUAUCUUGGCCUCAAGCCACCACCUGCAGUGCUCCACGAUUUACCUGAGAGCCUUGAACACAUGUCAUGGCAUCUUAUCAAUGAAUACCAGGCGCGGGAUAUUACAAAUGAACACAUGUCAUGGGAUCAUACCAACCGGUCACUCGUGAUUGACCAGAAACAAAAAAGGAAGAAAAGACAAAGAUGGCACACUCGCCGAAAAAAUGGUUCGCAACACAACUACAGUACUUCUCCACUCAUGACUUUCGUCGCUAAUCCUUUUUCUUACAUACGGCAGACAUGGAACGAAGCUUGGGGUGGAACUUCUCGUUUGAUGAGCUCUUCUAACGUAGGAUACGUGUGGGCAGUGCCCCUGGCGGGCAUGUUUCUCUACGAUCUUUUCGUGCCCAAGAUUGUGCGGGUCAGGCGGAGCCUGGGGCAGUCAGACGUAAUGCAAAACUUGAGCUACGUUGACGAAGCAUUUCAGACAGUGAACCGCUUAUUGUCAGAACGCCGUCACGACAAGCAAGAUACAAGUUUAGGUUCGAAAGAUGGUGCAUGGGGCGUCACGGCUCAAUGCAAGCGGAUCGAAAAAGCUUGCUAUCUAUCACGAUGGAUCCGAAUGAAAACGAGUGGCAUGGAAAGACUGGUCAUGAUCUGGCUUGAGCAGCAGUCGCCAGCGCUGCGAAGAUCCCAAGUAUACAAGGCCUUCACUGACGGCCUAGCAGGAAACUCGUGCGGUAAAUGGACGUGUCCGUGAGUGGAAAAACGGUCGAGUUACAUUAUGUCACUAAUCGAAAUGAUUACCUUAGUCGUCAAGUUCACCUAUCCGUUAUAGUGAAGUAGGGAAGUUAUUUAUAGUGUUAUAGUGAAUAUACAGUGUUAUAGUGAAUAUAGUGUUAUAGUGAAGGACACUAGAUAAACUAGCAACAAAAUUUCGAGAUAAGGAAUGGUGAUUUUGAAACUGUCGGACAUCUAGAAGAAUGUCAAACGUGAACUUCAACAGCAAUUCUGGACUUUUUAAAUCUAAAAAUCUUCUAUCUACCAAAUAAGUAGAUUCAAGUCAAUAGCAGUUCUCUAGUUUAUUGUUCAUGUGUCUUACAUUUAGCUACUUCUAUCAGACAUUCAUUCUCAAUGGUAAUUGAUUUGAAAUGAACUACACACAAGUACCGACGAGUGCACCAAUAAAAGUAUUACUUAAGGAAUAAAACGCUACUUGUUCAACACUUUAUUUCGUGCAGUAAUCACUUGCAGCACUAUUACAAUAAAAGGAAAAUCCUGCAUCUGCAUGUAUACCUUACAUUUUAUAAAUGCGGAAGCAGCAAAAUCUACUAAGCUGGGCAAGAAAGUUCAUAGAAAAUUUCAAGGUGCUUGUCAGUUGUGCCUAAAUAAGGA
Hyalella azteca is the source of this 1748-nucleotide messenger RNA. RefSeq lists its product as uncharacterized. Bases 217 to 1113 code for a protein of 298 amino acids. The transcript has 4 exons. NCBI's taxonomy places the organism in Eukaryota, Metazoa, Arthropoda, Malacostraca, Amphipoda, Hyalellidae. The record is from RefSeq and is a predicted model, not a curated record.